Messenger RNA from Sorghum bicolor (sorghum), 1512 nucleotides. Its product is annotated as probable xyloglucan endotransglucosylase/hydrolase protein 27. Gene Ontology annotation, cellular component: apoplast; cell wall. Bases 193 to 1248 code for a protein of 351 amino acids. The record is from RefSeq and is a predicted model, not a curated record. The transcript is spliced from 3 exons. NCBI's taxonomy places the organism in Eukaryota, Viridiplantae, Streptophyta, Magnoliopsida, Poales, Poaceae. Gene Ontology annotation, biological process: cell wall biogenesis; xyloglucan metabolic process. Gene Ontology annotation, molecular function: hydrolase activity, hydrolyzing O-glycosyl compounds; xyloglucan:xyloglucosyl transferase activity.
AUAUCGAUAGGCUGGCCGGUACGGUGCAGCUCCUAGAAAGAGAGCAAGAAACGAAGCAAGUCAUCAGAGAGAGCGAGGACGUGCGAGGUUGCUUGCUUGCCUAGCUAGCCACUACGGAGUACUACUAAGGGCCGGGCUUGAGCAUGCUUAUAUAGGACGUGUGUACCGGUAAAGAUACGGUAGCUAGCAGCCAUGGCAUCAUCAAGUGCUACCCUCGCUUUCCUGACGCUCAGCUGGGCGGCGGUUCUCGCCGGCGCGUCGCUGGACACGUCGCCGGUGACGUUCCACGCCGGCUACAUGCCGCUGUUCGGCGGGGGCAACCUCGUGCCGUCGCCCGGCGGCCGCUCCGUCCGCCUCAAACUUGACCGCCACACCGGCUCCGGGUUCGUAUCAAAGUCGGCUUACCACCAUGGAUUCUUCAGUGCUUCCAUCAAGCUGCCCGACGAUGACACCGCCGGUGUCGUCGUCGCCUUCUAUCUGUCGAACGCCGACGUGUUCCCCGGCAACCACGACGAGGUGGACUUCGAGCUACUGGGCAACCGCCGUGGCCACGAGUGGCGCGUGCAGACCAACAUCUACGGCAACGGCAGCACCUCCCGCGGCCGCGAGGAGCGGUACCUCCUCCCCUUCGACCCCACCCUCCGGCCGCACGCCUACGCCGUCGCCUGGACCCCCACGGCCAUCCUCUUCUACGUCGACGGGACGCCCAUCCGCGAGGUGGUCCGCGUUCCGGCCAUGGGCGGCGACUUCCCGUCCAAGCCCAUGUCCGUGUACGCCACCAUCUGGGACGGCUCCGCCUGGGCCACCGAGGGCGGACGCUACAAGGUCGACUACGCCUUCGCGCCCUUCGCCGCCGACUUCUCCUCGCUCGUCCUCAGCGGCUGCGGCCCCGUCGCCGCCGCCGACGACGACGACGACGCCGAGUGCCAGGUCGCCGCGAUGACGGCGGACUGCGCCGUCAUGACCCCCGCCAAGCGCGCCGCCAUGCGGCGCUUCCGCCGGCGGUACCUCCUCUACACGGUGUGCCACGACAUGUACCGCUACAACGGCACCGUCUUCCCCGAGUGCGACGCCGACGACUCGGAACGCCACGACUUCCACAGGUGGGGCGAGUCCAAGCGCGUGUCGCCCAGCAGCCGCGGGUACAAGCAGCCGCGCGCGGACAAGGCCGCCGCCGUCGACGUCGCCGUCGCCGCGCCUGGACGGCCCGACACGUGGCCGGUCAUUGGAACGUUACGUGUCGACUAAUAAUUGGGUUUAUACUACACGAGUAGAGAUACGUCCAGGAUACAAAUCUCAUAUAGCUAGGUACAGUUACAUGGUGCUACUCCAUGGACACACAUAGGGCCUGUUUGGAUCGUAGGAUUUGUAAAGGAAAAGUACAGGAAUCAAGAUUCCUCUAUUUUAUGCACUGUUCAUGCGUUUGGAACACAGGAUUGAGUAUAUCCUUUCCUAUGGAAAGUUUCCUUCACCCAUGCAUUUUGAAGGAAUCAAAACAUCCAGUCUAGGCCA